CAUUCUUACACGGAACGUUCAUGGUGUUACACAGGAAGUCAUAGAGAAGUGGACGGCUUGAGUGUUGAUGUUGGUCAGUUUGUAGACAGUCUAUCAAUUAUUGGUAUUACAUUUUUUUCAAACGUGUUUUAUGAUCUAUAUCCAACAUGCUGAUUAAAGUAAAGACCCUCACAGGAAAAGAGAUAGAGAUCGAUAUCGAGCCCACAGACAAGGUGGAGCGAAUUAAAGAGAGGGUAGAGGAAAAGGAGGGCAUCCCACCACAGCAACAGAGACUUAUCUACAGUGGAAAACAGAUGAACGACGAGAAGACGGCAGCGGACUACAAGAUCCAAGGAGGCUCGGUGCUCCAUCUGGUCCUGGCGCUAAGAGGAGGGCUGCUACUGCUCCCCGUGCCCAGGAAAAACCUCACUCCUUAGGGGUCCCGCUCUGUGCCUGUCUGCCCCCCAUCCCCCAGACAGGUGGUGCGGUAUCCAUUACAGUCCGACCCCGGGCCUUCCCAUUACACCAUUCGGAAUUCCGGUGCUCUCCCGGCUGAUGAAAAAGCAACAGUUUUAAAACAGGUUUAAAAACUUUAAGAAAACAAAUGGACUUUGCUUGCUCAUGUGUAGAUGUUCAAUCUGUAACCCACCCAUGCGUUUGAAGUCCUCUGAUGAGCGCACCUGCUCCGUGCAAAAUGACAAGAGCAAGUUUGACACCUGUGGUUAUGUUUGAUUAAAUGGUUCACUUGAUUGGGUGUUUUUGUUGUGAGAUACCCACAUGCAUCAUGGAUAAACAUACUCUCGGUUCAGGUUGUAGAGGAAUUUUCAGAACCCUGUUCUGUAUUUAUUAGCAAUUUACAGGUUUCAAAGGCCACACAACACACUGCAUCUUCCUCCUGGGAUAUAAUGGUCAUGUCAUAAUUCCUUUUAAUGAUGCAACAGUCAACAUAAUUAGAUUGGACAUCUGAAAUGGUCAGCAAGGAAUGGGAUGGACAUUUGAUUUACAGAAUAAAUUCAUUUCACUUUCGAAA
Molecule: messenger RNA, 1009 nt
Organism: Gadus chalcogrammus (walleye pollock)
Lineage: Eukaryota; Metazoa; Chordata; Actinopteri; Gadiformes; Gadidae
Gene: nedd8l
Product: NEDD8 ubiquitin like modifier, like
Exons: 4
Coding region: 147-416 (89 amino acids)
Biological process (GO): protein neddylation; regulation of proteolysis; modification-dependent protein catabolic process
Cellular component (GO): nucleus; cytoplasm
Molecular function (GO): ubiquitin protein ligase binding; protein tag activity
Source: RefSeq, a predicted model, not a curated record